Messenger RNA from Haplochromis burtoni (Burton's mouthbrooder), 5901 nucleotides. RefSeq names its product MAM domain containing 4 (gene mamdc4). Gene Ontology annotation, cellular component: membrane. NCBI's taxonomy places the organism in Eukaryota, Metazoa, Chordata, Actinopteri, Cichliformes, Cichlidae. Gene Ontology annotation, molecular function: protein binding. The record is from RefSeq and is a predicted model, not a curated record.
UAUUAUGUGCCUCUUUCCUGCAGAGCAGAAAAAUGACAACACCCCAUCUCUUUGCUUAUCUUACUUUUUACAGCAGCUAUGGUCCAGAUUCCAGCGUGCUGUAAACUGUUGAUUAAAAUGGGCACAGUUGCUAGAUAAAAGUAAAUGAACUUGAUGCUCCUGAUUACUACCAUUGUGCUGAAGUAUUCUGAAAUGAUUCUGACAUAUAGGAUCCAAUAUUUAUAAUAUAUACCCAAAAAUCCAAUAUUCUGAUAUAUCAUCUGAUAUUUACCCAGUGUGCGUAGCACAGGUAUUUCUCUUGAUUUCUGACAGGUUUACAAAAUGACUUGCAUUUUUUUAAGCAAUAUAACUGAAAAUAAGUGACUGAGAUCAUAAGUUCAUCAGGAACAUAUUCACUGAGGUCAGGUCAGAUUUAACAAGCCAAUUUUCCCAUAGACUUCCAUAAGCCUGGAAGUGUUUGCAACCAAGGCUAUUGCCAUCUGUUGGCUUUUUAAUUAUCAGAUAUAUGCUAAUUAGUGCUUGUAGAGACUAAUAAAAUACUAGAAUUUCACUCAACAAAACUGAAGAACAAACGUCUUGGAUAAGUUGUAUCACACAUAAAGACACAUUAUUAGUCAGAUUAUUCCAUUAAAAUGCUUCAAAAUGGGCCAACACCACAAACACAGUGGAGAUGAGCUCAGUGACUCAGUAGGGAGGUCAGGCAGUUGGCAGUUCUCAAUCACCUGCAAAUUUCUCUAAAUCCAUCACCUAACAGAAUUGAGGGUUUGUUUGUUUGUUUGUUUGUUUUGUAAAUUAAGCAUGUCAUACUUUAUGGCUUUAUGGGGAAAAACUGUUUACAAAAUGAACACUGAAUAAGACUUAAACUAGUGACUGAGGCCAUAAACUUAUCAGGAAUAGGUUUACUGCGUUCAUAAAGCAGGUGAACUAAAGCAAGGUGGCCCCUUGCUGCCAUAACAAACAAUACUGGUUUAAUGCUGUUCCACACUGGCUUCCAUUUUCAGAUUUGGAAACUAUGUAUAACUUUUCUAUACAGCAUAUGAUCCACAGCAUAUUUAUGCCAGGACAGAAACCUGACAACACAUUUUUUAUUCUACAUAUGUUCAAACAGUACCUGAAACACACUUCACAAUGUAUAACAUGUGUUAGAAAAUACAUAUUAAUAAUCAGUAAAGAUAACUGUGGAUAAAAAUGCAUUCAAAUGUUUAAUUUAAAAUAGAGACAGUCAUGUAAAAAAAAAAAGAAAAAGACAUUUUUCACAGGUCUCUAAUGCAGUUCUGUGAAGGACUAAGUAUCCUUACGGCUUCCAUGGUAAGUAGCAGCUAGGUGCUCCUAAUCUGAUGCAAUUGAUUAAUUGAUCAUCACUAAGUGUGAGCAUCUCUUCCAAGAAGAUUUAGCAUUUUCCCGGUCGGAGCUUUCAAGUGUUAACACAGCGCCACGUUCUUCCCAAGAGUGGGCACCUCAGUAAAUUCGACCCAAGGUCAGACCGUGCAACGCUCAGAGAAAUAUAAAACAAACCCAACAGCUACAACUUAGACUCUACAGACCUCAGUUAACAUGUUAAAUGUAACAACUGUAAAAAGAACAUGUAUGGUUUCUUUGGAAGGAUUGCCCGGCGUGCCAUGGUCUCUUAAAAGAACAUGGCAGCACAUCUUAUAUUUGCAAAAUUGCACGUAAACACACCACAAGUCUUCAGGACCUUACUCAACCAAAGUAGAGAUGUUUGGUCAUAAUGUGCGGUGCCACAUUUGAAGAAAACCAAACAUGGCUAAUGGCAAAUGCCUUAUACCAACUGCCACGCAUGGUGGUGGAGGGGUGAUGAUUUGGGCUUGUUUCAGAGCCACAGGAUCCGGGCACCUCUCCUGUCACUGAGUCAACCGUGAGCGCCUUUGAAUACCAAUGGAUUCUAGAAUGCAGUGUUAUAAACUGCACCUAUUAAUAAAGACAAAGAUAAAUGAAUCUACUGAGGUAAUGAUGUUGGAGUAAUGCAUGCGUGACUUAAAGCAGGAUGCUGCCCAUGUUUCUGUCUUAAAUACCUAUGCAGCAUGACUGAGGUAAGCUAAAAUCGCUUCCGUAAACUGCACUUUGCAUCUGCUUUGGUCUGCAUUUCUGUAUCCGCCAAGUAAAUGAGCAAUGUCCGGACAUCCGCCAUCGUUUGUAGGAGAUUAUUUUAUAAUUGUUGGCUGCUGUUGCAUGAUGGGUGAUUUUAAAGUCCAACUGUUAUCUCUCAUGCACAGAGAAGAGGUCAGAGUCAACAAUAAAGUCUCUGCAGGUUGUCGGCAAACCUUCAGAUUGAUGUGGUGCAAGAAGGGAGAAAAAGAAGAUGUUUCAUGUGAGGAGCUUAGCGCUCAUUCUGCUGUGGGCUCUGCAGUGGGCUGCUGGCUCUUCAGCUCAGUCGUGUCAAGCUCCUGGGAGGAAAUGUAACUUUGUGCAAGACUGUCCAGACUGGAGUGAUGAGCAAGGCUGUGGCUACAAUGGAAAGGGGUUUGUGUGUGACUUUGAGGAUGAAGGAAUGUGUGGAUGGGCUGACACGUCGCCCAGUGCACAAUACAAAUGGGAGAGACAUCAGAGAGGGGAAACAGUGCCUGACAGUGGACCGUCCACCGAUUACACCACCGGCACAGCCAUAGGUUGGUUCAUGGGAAUCAGUGCAGUGAAUGAAGACUUGCUGCAUACUGCAGUUUUAAUCUCUCCAGAGAUUAAUCAGUCUUCAACAACGUGUCGCCUUCGCCUCAGAUACUUCCUGUGGGACUCGGGUAACACCGGUCUGGGAUCUACGCCCUUGUGGGCAUCUGUCCUCUACCCAGGUGGUGAAGAGGCUGUUGUUUGGCGUCCUGAGGCCUCCAGUGUUCGUGCCUGGAGGGAAGCUCUCAUCUUUCUGGGCCGGAUUCCCUCAACUUUUCAAAUCCGUCUUCACUCGCUGCGGUCAGUGGGACAAAGAGGAGAUGUGGCCAUAGACCAGCUGGAGUUUCUAGACUGUGCUCUUCCCUCACCAGUCCCCGGGGGAAACUGUUCAGCAGGGAUGGUGAAGUGUAACAACGAGGCCUGUGUGGAGGAGCGCCAUCUCUGUGAUGGCAGCGAUGACUGUGGUGAUGGAUCUGAUGAGCUCAACUGCACUCAAUAUGAGUCCUGUGACUUUGAGGAAGGCCUCUGCAUUUGGGACCUAAGGUCACUUUCAUCAUUGAAAUGGGUAAGGACAAAUCAGACACAGAUCACCAACACGGAUCCUCUGAAAGGACCAGGCAGAGAUCAUUCUAGUAACUCAGCAUCAGGUCAUUUUCUCUAUGUUACGGUCCCUGAUGAGGGUCUCAAAAUGGUGAUGUACACUCACCAGUUUGGGCCGAGGUCGGGGGGUUUGACGGUGUUGGUUGCAGAUAAAUAUAUCUACCCAGUGUGGGAAAGAGGUGGCUCUCUAGGUGAUCUCUGGGUAAAGGCAGAGGUGGAGAUUGUCACCAACGUCACUUUCCAGAUCCUGAUUAUGGCAGCAAUCAGAAACUUUGCAUAUGGAGGUAUCGCGAUUGACAGCAUUGUUUUGUCUCCCGAAUGCCGCUUAUCAAGCAAUAAUGCUUCUGUUGAAACAUUCCCUGGUCCCCCUAAAAAUCCAUGUGCUGAACCGGAUAAGUUGUGUGAUUUUCAUAUUGACUGUGAAGGAGCAGAGGAUGAAGCUAAAUGUGGUGAUUUCUCUUACUCUCAGGGCAGCUCUGGGUGGACUGACACCAGUCUUGGGGGUCAAGGUUGGGUACUAUAUCAAAAUUCCACAGCCCAGGAGGAGUUUCUGUAUGUAGCCAAAGCUCCAGGCCAGCAGCUGACUGAAGCCCAAACACGGACCCCCCUCCUAGGCCCCACUGGUCCCAAUUGUAGCAUGAGCUUUGAUUAUGCACUAACUGGGAAACCCAGUUAUAUUGGUGAUCUGUCCGUCAGAGUGAUCGACAGCUCAAUGGGCACGGGGCCUAAAUUGUGGGAGUUUAAUGGGAAGACUGGACCAGAGGCAGAGGAUUGGCAACACGCUGACAUACUCAUUGGAUUCAGGAAAAAUCGAUUCCAGCUUGCUUUUGAAGCUCACGCUAAGAAACUUUGUCAGUGCUCCAAUAUUAAAGUGAAAAAUGUCCAAUUUAGUGACUGUCAUGUUGACUAUUAUCCAUGGUCUCCAACAGGAUUGUCAUGUAACUUUGAAGAAGGACUGUGUGGAUGGUAUCAGGACAGCAGCGACAACUUUGACUGGACAAUGCUCAGUGGGAUGGACCAUACUAUCAGUGUUGGCAGAAGCCUUGUCGUGGACAUGAGGAGUCCAUACCUGCACGGUUUGUUUGGACGCUUAAUUUCCUUUCCACAGUCACCGGGUCCUAAAGAUUACUGCCUUUACUUCUUCUACAAAGUCUAUGGGCCAAAUGCAGGUACUCUGAAUGUGAAGCUAAUAGAUAACAAAGGUUUUGAGAUGGUCCUGUGGACCCACAGUGGAGCUCGUGGAAAUGUUUGGCAUGAAGCACAAUGCCCAGUACCGCACCAGAUCUCAAAAUUUCAUCUGAUGUUUGAAGCCGUUCGCUCUGGCUAUGAUGGACUCAUUGCCAUUGAUGAUGUGGCAUUCUUGGAGGGUCCCUGUACCAACCCAAGGAUGUGUUCCUUUGAAGGCCAACAGUGUGGGUACACCAGCUCUAGUAAAGAUCAGUGGCUCCACCGUAGCGGAUACACAUCCACAUCAAAUGGGCCCAAAUUUGAUCACACCCUGGAGACUGAACAGGGUUUCUACAUGGUUGUUAACACUGGAGCAAGCAUCCUUCCCUCAGGUAGCACCGCAGUCCUCACCUCAUCUGUUCGCCAAGGAACUACCCGUACUGAGUGUCUAAAUUUCUGGUAUCACAUGGGAGGAGUGAAUCCAGGUUCUCUUACAGUGUAUAUGAAGCCAGUGAAGGGAGAGCGGGUCAAGAUAUUUACAAACAACCUGAAUCAAGGAGAUGUGUGGCGUCAUGGCUAUGGCAACAUUUCGAGCUCCCUUGAGGACUGGCAGUUGGAAUUUGAGGUUGUCGGAGCUGGAGGGAAAGACACUUGCAUUGCAAUCGAUGACAUCUUUCUUUCACAUUAUCCCUGUGAAAAUCAAGAUUCCCCAGGUUCCAAGUGUAGUAUGGAGAGAGGCAUGUGCAGCUGGAGCAACACUCAGAACAUGACCGUAGACAAACUGGACUGGGAGCUGACGAGUGCAGAGAUGGAACAUCACUACCCAAUCCCACUUGACGACCACACUUUGGGCACAGAAAAAGGUCACUUCCUGUUCUUUCCAAGCAGCAAUCGGACAGAAGUGAGUCAAAACGCUCUACUGCUGAGCCCUCACCUGCCCCCUACUAAGGGCACCUGCCUGAAGUUCUGGCUCUAUAAAAGCCAGUCGUCGGACUGCCAGCUAAAAGUAUGGAGACUCUCCGAAGGUCGUUUCAACCCGCUGGCUGAGACUGAACUUGUUGGACUGUGGAAACGUUUUGACAUCGACAUCACAUCUACUGAGAAAUACCAGAUUGUUUUUGAAGGCAUCAAAGGUACAGCAGGUGUGGUAGCUCUGGAUGACAUCGAAUACACCAUCGGGAUCAACUGUGCUAACAAAGUCACAGAUCCAAUAAAACCCUCCCCAAACCGAAACAAUGCAGGAGGGAUUGCGGCGUCUGUGAUUGUGGUCCUUCUGCUCAUCGGCACGUUGGUCGGCCUGCUGGUUUUCUACCUGCGAACACGACAGACAUCACCUUCCUCAUUUGUUCCUGGUUUCACUAAUGAGUCUUAUGACACAGACCUCACAGUCUCUUGUAACACCAGAGAAAUGGAGGUGGAAUGAGACUCAAGGUACAAAGGUUCUGCCACCCAAAGGUGGUUUGUUGAAAAAAGGUGAUAUCACAGCAGGAGAACUACUUGUGUCACCCAUAC